AUGUCUUUCUCUCAUGACAGUUGCUAUGGCUCAGACGAAGUCUCGGUCACAUCCGCUGGUACCAACCCUGCGCAAUCAAGUAUCUCGACUUUCCCUGCCAAGCCACCACUUCAUCCUUUCUUGAAAUCCAUCCUGAAGAACUCCUCUACUGCUGUUGAAUCUGACGAAGAGUCGGACUCGGAAUCUGGCUACAGCUCCGAUGGGGAUUCCGAGUACGAUGCGCUUUCUGACGAAGAAUAUGAGGAUGAGGAUGAUGGCAAUGCGUCUGACUUCUCGAUCUGGGAUGAGACCUCUCGAGAUGCCCCUGAGACUCACGAAGAUCAUACCGAGUCCUUUGACGAUGCAUUCAUUUCCUUUGAGGAGAAUGCGGUGCGAUUUGCCGCCAACGUGCAGUAUAUUGACUCAGCCGAAGUCUCCGACGACGAGGAGACUCCCGAUACUCAGAUGACCUGCCAUGAGAUGAUGCUGCUGGCUCUGAAAUCCAACACUCAAAGUACUCUGGACCAGCUCGACGCCAUGGAUAUCAACGACUCCGAUGACGAUGUAGAUCCACAUGAGUUCCUGAACAAAGUCACCACUAAGCCGGAGGAGUUCUCGCGCGAUGCCGUGGACCUGGACCGAAGUCUUUUCGUUGCUUACAUGAACGGAAUGCAUGGGAUUGCCGAUACGAAAUUCAAAUCCUACCUUCGAAAUCAGGUCGACCACAUUCGUCUUGGCCAGGAGGCCGACACCAUGGGUCCUGACGGAUCAUCUUCCUUGUAUCUUGACCUGAUCUCUAGCCAUGUCAUCGGCACCUUCUGCAAUCUUCUCACUCAAGAUGAAUUAAAUGAUUUGAUCAUCUUCCGCGCCGAAGAGCAGCCCAGCAAGACAAACGAUUCGGCUCUCAACUUGGACCAUCACAACGCCCUCCUGGACAGAAUUGAGAAGUUCCUCCUGGACAGACUCACAAACGGUCACGUUGAUGUUGGCCCUGAUGAACUGAGCUUCUUUGCCGGCGUGAUUGCCCACGACCUCGGCACCAAAUCUUUACCAGCGCAGAAUUAA
Penicillium arizonense is the source of this 1044-nucleotide messenger RNA. RefSeq lists its product as uncharacterized. Bases 1 to 1044 code for a protein of 347 amino acids. The transcript has a single exon. NCBI's taxonomy places the organism in Eukaryota, Fungi, Ascomycota, Eurotiomycetes, Eurotiales, Aspergillaceae. The record is from RefSeq and is a predicted model, not a curated record.